UUUGACACUCAAUAUGAACAAAACUGGAGUCCUGGGCACCGAUUCGUUCAGAACCAUAGCGGGGAAAGACCUUGAAAAAAUAGGAUACACAUCCACGACCACCGGAGAGUUUUUUAGUGCGCGCCAACUUCUCAGGGAAUUACGGGGAUUGCCCUGCUCAGAACAGCUCGCGACCUGUGUUCAGGACCUAAUAUUUUCAAUUUACAUAUUCCUCACAGCCUUAAUUGUACCUGCUGGAUAUUUUAUGUUCACUCGGACAUUCUUUCUUCGACCGGAAGUGUCAAGUUAUACUCAACUACGUCACGGGAUGUUUUCAUGCAUUCUAUUUGGGACCUUACAUCUUCUCAUCUUGCUCACAGCUGCAUCUAUCAACGUAACGGAUCACAUUUUUGACUCGACGUAUAAUAGGAAACCAUCGGCAUAUUUUAUACUCGUGAAUGUCGUCGGAAUUUUUCCAGGAUUUCAUCUUGCCAAAGAGAUUUGGAUUUGGGUGAAGAAACGUGGUAGAAAUAAUAUUGAACUCCUGAAUCUAAACGAGUUAAUCUAGUAAUCUUAUCUAAUCCAGUGAUUGUUAA
Molecule: messenger RNA, 575 nt
Organism: Folsomia candida
Lineage: Eukaryota; Metazoa; Arthropoda; Collembola; Entomobryomorpha; Isotomidae
Exons: 2
Coding region: 14-547 (177 amino acids)
Source: RefSeq, a predicted model, not a curated record